UACCAAGUGGAGAGUAGAUACAAUUAUUAUUAUUAUUUAUUAUUAAGGGAAUAAAAAUUAGACAUAGCAACUCAGAAAGUCAGUCAGCAGAGUCAAUACUCGUUUAUUUAAACUAUGAUUUCGUAGAAGGCAAUUGAUCAGUUUGGGUGAAUUGGUAGAGAAAGUUUCUUGAGAGGGAAAAAAAAGAAAAAAAAGAGCUCUUUGAACAUCAUCUGAUCUUGUCUGCAAUUACAACUUCCAACUUCAUGGCGGCACUAGAUUCGGCUUCCUCCUCCUCCUCCUCUGUUGCCUCCACAGUUGGAUCUUCCAGUUACAAUGUGUUUCUCAGCUUCAGGGGUGAAGAUACUCGCUAUAACUUCAUUUGUUUCCUUCACAAAGCUUUGAAAGAUGCAGGAAUCGAUGUCUUUCUUGAUAAUGAAAACUUGUGGACUGGAGAAGCAAUUGGCCCAACCCUCCUUAGAGCGAUAGAGGGGUCAAAAAUCUCGAUCCCUGUCUUCUCUAAAGGUUAUGCAGAUAGCAAAUGGUGCUUGCAGGAACUUGCCCAUAUAUUUCAAUGCUACAAAUCCAAUGGUCAAAUUGUCUUGCCCAUAUUCUUUCACGUUGACCCAUCACAUGUUCGGAACCAGACCGGAAGUUUUGAAGAAGCGUUUAGAGAGCACGAGAAGAUUUUCGAGGCCGAUAUAGUAAAGAGUUGGAGGGAAGCUUUGAGAGAGGUCGGGAAUUUGAAAGGAGAAGUUCUCAAAGAAACUAUGAAUCCAGCAGAGUUAGUUGAUUCAAUUGUCAAAAGGACCCUGAGUGAAUUGGUUAGUAGCACGCAUUUGGCUCAGUGUGAGUACCGUAUUGGAUCUUCCAGUUACGAUGUGUUUCUCAGCUUCAGGGGUGAAGAUACUCGCAAUAACUUCAUUUGGUUCCUUCACAAAGCUCUGAAAUAUGCAGGAAUUGAUGUCUUUCUUGAUAAUGAAAACUUGUGGACUGGAGAACCAAUUGGCCCAACCAUCCUUAGAGCGAUAGAGGGGUCAAAAAUCUCGAUACCUGUCUUCUCUAAAGGUUAUGCAAAUAGCAAAUGGUGCUUGCGGGAACUUGCACAGAUAUUUCAGUGCUACAAAUCCAACGGUCAAAUUGCCUUGCCCAUAUUCUAUCACGUUGACCCAUCACAUGUUCGGAACCAGACCGAAAGUUUUGAAGAAGCGUUUAGGAAGCACGAGGAGAUUUUCGAGGCCAAUAUAGUAAUGAGCUGGAGGGAAGCUUUGAGAGAGGUCGGGAAUUUGAAAGGAGAAGUUCUCAAAGAAACUAUGAAUCCAGCAGAGUUAGUUGAUUCAAUUGUCAAAAGGACCCUGAGUGAUUUGGUUUGUAGCACGCAUUUGGCUUCCAGAAUAAAUGAUCUGCUAUCAUUGUUAAAUAUUGGCUCUGAUGAUGCUCUAUUCGUGGGAAUCUGUGGUUUUGGUGGCAUCGGGAAGACAACUAUUGCCAAGGCUGUCUACAAUAGGAUCUUUCCAACCUUCAAUAGGCACAGUUUUCUUUCAGAUGUUAGACAACAAGCAACACAAUGCAAGAGUCUAGUGUCUUUGCAGAAGCAACUUCUUAAAGAUAUUUUCAAAAGGGACCAUGCCAUUGAAGAUUUACAUAGAGGAAAGAAAUUUAUAGAAGAAAGACUUUGUAAAGAAAAAGUUUUUCUUGUUCUUGAUGAUGUGGAUAGUAAAGAACAGAUUGGUGCUUUGGCUGGUGGGCUCAAUUGGUUUGGUCAAGGAAGUCGGGUCAUAAUCACAACGAGAGAUGAAAAUAUUUUGAACAUAGCUAAAGUCAGUAUAGAUAAAAUAUAUAGACCCCCAUUUCUAGAUCAUGAGAAUUCUCUUCAACUAUUUAGUUGCCAUGCCUUUCAAAGCAAACAACCUCCUGAAGAAUAUAUGCAACUCUCACGUGAUGUGGCAAUACAUUCUGAAGGGUUGCCUUUAACUCUAGAGGUGUUUGGGUCUUAUCUGUCAGACCAUAGCGACAAAGAAACAUGGGAAAGUACAUUACAGACUUUGAAAGAAAUUCCUCCUGUAGAAGUCCAGAGAAGGUUGAAGAUAAGCUAUGACAACCUAGAAAAUGAUUAUCAAAAGGCCAUAUUUCUUGAUGCUGCAUGCUUUUUCAUUGGAUGGAAGAAAGAAAUUGUAAUUUCCAUAUGGGAAGCUUGUGGCUAUCAUCCAAAAUCAUCAAUAUGCAGAUUAAUAAAAAGAUCCCUUCUAAAAUUUGAAGAUAGUUGGAAAGGUGAAUACUUGGCAAUGCAUGAUCAUAUUCGAGAUAUGGGAAGAGAAAUUGUCUUAGAAGAAAGCCGUAUGGAGCCGGGAAAACGUAGUAGGUUAUGGUCUGAUGGUGAAAUCAUGGAAGUACUACAAGAACAUAAGGGGACUAAUAUGAUAGAAGGAAUGAGUCUCCGCUAUCACUCAAAGACGCCUAUUGAGGUCACUAGUGAACCUUUUAAGAUGAUGCCUAAUAUAAGAUUUCUUGACAUUAGUUCAACAAACUUUGUGGGAGACCUUUCACAAUUUCCCUCUGCGUUAAGAUGUUUAGAGUGGAAAUACAUACCUACAGAUACUUUACCUACCAAUUUCUAUCAUAAGAGAUUAGUUUAUCUCAACCUAUCGGAUAGCCGUAUUGAACAUGUUUGGAAUAUCAGACCUCAAGAUGAAAAUCAGGGAUUCCAAAAUUUGAAAGUUCUCAAUCUUGGACACUGUGAACAUUUAUCUAAGUCCCCAGACUUUUCAUGGUUUCCUUAUUUGGAGAAAUUAGAUCUUCAACGUUGCACAUCUUUGGAUGGGUUAGAUGAAUCCAUCGGACAGUUAAGUCAGCUCAAAAGUCUUAUUCUUCAUUUGUGCAGUUCAUUCAAGAAGUUGCCCGAGUCCAUUGGUGAUCUAAAAUCUCUAGUCAAGCUUGACUUGACGGAUACACAAAUAGAAGAACUCCCAGACAGCAUUUCCAGGAUGAGCUCUCUCAAAGAGCUUAUUCUCAAUUCGUGCCGUUCAUUCAAGAAGUUGCCCGAGUCCAUUGGUGAUCUAAAAUCUCUAGUCAAGCUUGACUUGACGGAUACACAAAUAGAAGAACUCCCAGACAGCAUUUCCAGGAUGAGCUCUCUCAAAGAGCUUAUUCUCCGUUGGUGCCAUUCAUUCAAGAAGUUGCCCGAGUCCAUUGGUGAUCUAAAAUCUCUAGUCAAGCUUGACUUGAUGGAUACACAAAUAGAAGAACUCCCAGACAGCAUUUCCAGGAUGAGCUCUCUCAAAGAGCUUAUUCUCCGUUGGUGCCAUUCAUUCAAGAAGUUGCCCGAGUCCAUUAGUGAUCUAAAAUCUCUAGUCAAGCUUGACUUGAUGGAUACACAAAUAGAAGAACUCCCAGACAGCAUUUCCAGGAUGAGCUCUCUCAAAGAGCUUAUUCUCGGUUCGUGCCGUUCAUUCAAGAAGUUGCCCGAGUCCAUUGGUGAUCUAAAAUCUCUAGUCAAGCUUGACUUGAUGGAUACACAAAUAGAAGAACUCCCAGACAGCAUUUCCAGGAUGAGCUCUCUCAAAGAGCUUAUUCUCGAUUCAUGCCGUUCAUUCAAGAAGUUGCCCGAGUCCAUUGGUGAUCUAAAAUCUCUAGUCAAGCUUGACUUGGCGGAUUCACAAAUAGAAGAACUCCCAGACAGCAUUUCCAGGAUGAGUUCUCUCAAAGAGCUUAUUCUUCUUUAUUGCGAAUCACUCAAGAAAUUGGGCGAUGGUGUUGGAGUAUUAGAGAAGCUUGAGAAAUUAGAUUUGACAGGUUGUACUGAACUAGUGAAGCUACCAAGAUCAAUGGGAGGAAUGAGAUGUUUAGAUAGCAUUAACCUGAAUAAAAUGAAAAUUACUAAAUUUCCUGAUGAUUUUUCAAUGCCCCCAAAUUUAGUGGAGCUGGAAAUCAAUUCGCUGAGGAGGCUUGAAUCCUUCCAAGUCGAUAUGUCACCCUUGAAAACCUUGAAGAAAUUAAAUAUUCAUGAAUGCGAGAAGUUGGAAUACCUCCCGGAGCUUCCUUCAAGUUUAGUUGAACUUUGUUGUAAAAAUUGUGUUUCAUUGGUACGACUUCCAGAUUUGUCAAAGCUGAAAAAUUUGACAACAGUAAAGCUUAUGAAUUGCGAAAAGCUAGAGGAGAUUCCAGGCCUUGAGGGAAUAGAAUCGUUGGAAGACAUGUAUGUACAAGGCAGUUAUAACUUGACACAUACUCCAAAGAAGAUACAGGGAACGCUUUUACCAUUCAACAGGUCACUGGAACUUUGUUAUAAUUAUUCCUUGACUGCCAAUGAUGGGAUCGAUAAUAAUGGGUUAAUUCUUUGCCUUGUUUUGGAAUUCUCCUGCUCCCUCUACUACGAUCUCACGUUGGAAGAGUUUGAUAAUCUAUCGGACAUAACUAUAGAUGUUUCCGCUUGUAUCCACAAAAAAGAUAAAAAAAUCAGGUGUUUUCAUAGUCUCAGAAUUAAGGAUAUCGAGUAUUCAACUGAGCGAGAUACAAUCUACAUUCACCGUUUCAAAGGCUUUGAUUGGUUUGGGAUUCCGUUGCAAGAAAAAGAUGCCAUUGAGAUUUUAGAUAUCAGUACAUACAACAGCGCCACUGUGAAAUUCUGUAAGGUAUUGUUCAAGAACGGGGAACCUGACCAGAAAAUCCCUAAUUGGAGUGCCUCAAUGGUAGCAGAUUUAUUCAAUUGGCCAUACGUGUAUGACGAUGGUGGAGUAGUGACAUUAAAUUAUUGGCCCCACUUGCAAGAUUUCUUGAGUUGUAUGGGAUUUGACCCUGUUUCUGAAGUAGUGGGGAACGAAGAAGUGAUUCAGAGUCUUCAAGACAACGAUGAUGAGGCAUCAAGUCCUCCUUCUCUAAGACGAGCUUAGCAUGCUGGCCA
Macadamia integrifolia is the source of this 4879-nucleotide messenger RNA. Its product is annotated as disease resistance protein RPV1-like. The record is from RefSeq and is a predicted model, not a curated record. Gene Ontology annotation, biological process: signal transduction; defense response. Bases 246 to 4868 code for a protein of 1540 amino acids. Lineage: Eukaryota; Viridiplantae; Streptophyta; Magnoliopsida; Proteales; Proteaceae. Gene Ontology annotation, molecular function: ADP binding. The transcript is spliced from 6 exons.